Scylla paramamosain (green mud crab) is the source of this 1193-nucleotide messenger RNA. RefSeq lists its product as uncharacterized. Lineage: Eukaryota; Metazoa; Arthropoda; Malacostraca; Decapoda; Portunidae. The record is from RefSeq and is a predicted model, not a curated record. The coding region runs from base 609 to 1103 and encodes 164 amino acids. The transcript has 4 exons.
UGAGAGAGAGAGAGAGAGAGAGAGAGAGAGAGAGAGAGAGAGAGAGAGAGAGAGAGAGAGCAUAUCUAGGAAGUGAACGGUAUAUGCUAUCUCAGGAGACGAGCAGAGGAUUUCUCCAGGACGCGGCACGGAAGCCACCUGUCAUUAUGUCCACAAAGGAGUCAGGCACGAGUGAGGCCCCCACCCACCUCACAUCACAACGUCACCCGCGAUCACUACCUACAUCGUGACGCCUUCGCCCACACUGCGACUUCACCACUCUUACCGUGACGAGAGAGAGAGAGAGAGAGAGAGAGAGAGAGAGAGAGAGAGAGAGAGAGAGAGUUUUAAAUACUAAAUCAAGUAAUGGCUGCUUGUUACUGCAUGUGAGUUUGCAUUAGUAUUAGUCAUAAGUUACGCUCACCAUCAAGAGUGAGUCGUUCUCUUGUGUGCCUGACUGGACGAGUGUGUCACGGAAUUGCAUGACGUCACGGACUCCAGGUAUAUACUCAGGAUAAAGGAGGCGGAGGACCAGUGGAGAGGCGCCUGUCACGCACGCCACGCCAGGCUCCCAGUUCUCCCUGUCAGUACACCGCCUGUGAGUGAAAGAGUGAGUUCAGCCCGGCACGAUGAGGAUGCUGGUGGUGGUGGUGGCGGCAGCCGUGGUGGUGGUGGCGGCGUCCGUGGCGUCAACGGCAGACACACGCACGUCCCAGUCAACAGUUGUAACAGUGAACUACAACAAUAUUUUCCUUCUCCUCGCCCUUAAGGCGGUGGCGGUGGUGGUGGUCCUGGCUUUGAGCGGAGGAGUGGGAUACGGACGAGCCUUGGAUGGUGUUAACGGGUUUCCGUGGGUGAGCAGAGAAGACUUCAUGUUCCUUACAGCCUUCACCCUGAGUAACGAAGUGCAAGGCCACCAGUGUAUCAGCCGCGUGGCCUGCCUACAUCCGGCCCUUGCCAGGCAGCUCGCCACUGCCGCGGUGAUCCUCAGCCCAUGGGAAAAUGGAUGGCUGGGGCACAUUCAGACAGCCAGAAAUCAGCUGGAACAAGGUAUCCUUACCCACUCUCUUGACUCAGCCGCAUGUCGCAAGCAACACACCUGCCCCCAGCUGACAUACCUUUAGCAGCCCAUUAUCACAUAGCCCAUCACUCUUUUACUUAUGUACAAUUCCCACAGCUAAAUGCAUCAUGGGGUAAAUGAAACUGUAAUAUAG